AUUAAACAACCCGUGUAGGGUUUCACAUAGAGUACCCAAAAGAAGUCGACGUUGUAGUAAAUUUUAUUUUGGAGUUUCGUACCGGAAAUAGCUGUGGCGUCUGUACCCUUAUUUUAAGUGCUUGCUGUCAGAAUUUGUAGUCUCGUCCACAACUUAAGAAAGACCGCACCGCCUUGUGAGUUAUGUCUCGUAGGAGUUGUCGCCUGGUGUCCACCGGUUACUACAACUCUGAUGACGAAUCAGACUCGAGUAGUGUGACAAACAUUUCGUACAGAGAGAACCCAGUCAAGGUUUUCAAGAAGAAGGCCGGCACACGCAAGGCCGCCUCCCGCACCUCCAGCAGAGCCAACAGCAAUGCUAGCUCGACAAACCUUGAGUCACCUGUUGCCACAGCCAGGAGACCUUCUUUGAGCACCCAGACGGACCUGUCAAUGAGGACUGUGGCCUACACCACCCCAAGGGCCACCCCUCGGCCAUCCCUCACCCAAGCAGCAUCGCCCACACAUCAGACCCCCGCCCACUCCCCGACGCCGCCCCCAGAUAGGUUUCGCAGUUCCAGCCAAACAGUACUGUACCUGCGACCCGACCAGAAUAAGAGCUGCAUAGACAGCUCGGGCUACUCCUCCUCUGAGGGAGCCAAUCUUAGACCGCCGGCUACCACCGCUAGAACUUGCACCACCAGCUCCACCUCCACUACCAGCAGCAACAAAGUCAGAAGUAACAUUGGGUCUACCGGCGUUGGAUACAGACUUCGACUCAACAACGCUGCCUAUAGUUUUAAGGAGUCCCUAUCAGCGAUGACCACGAAAAUAAUACAUCUGACAUCUUUAGCCACUAAAUGCUUACUCAGCAACCAAUCAAAGAAGAUUUGCAUUUAUGUCUUCCUUCUUGUUGCCGUUCUUGCCUGUGUUUGGUUCCUUCCUCCAUUGUUGCCCCCUCUCACCUCCAUCAUGCUCUUCAUAAAGAACCCGUCAGAGGCCACCAAGCUCAUGCAUCAACAUGUUCAACCCCCCAUUCUGUCUUCUCAGCCAAACACCAUACAGCCCACAUCUGCAACGGAUUCUGCCUUUCCCUCUGUUCCUUUUGAUGUGGAAGCAAAGAUGCAGCAUCUUUUGGAGGAUCUGCAGCUGAAACAGGAGCUCCUCUACAAGAUCAAGGAGCAAUUUGAGAUGGAUUUACAGAGUAUGAGAGAUGAUCUUAAAGCAGUAGAGGCGAGCAGUGGGUUGCACCUUGAUCAAGAGGUCACUAUACUGGGAAAGCGGAUACAUGACCAGAAGCAAGAUUUCCACAGGGUCUUCUCCACUCUCAGUGCCAGAAUUCAAGCUGUAGAAGCCCACAAUGCUGAGUUGUCUAAGGAGGUGUCGUCCAUCCAGUUGCUGCCUCCUCCGGUGCCUUGCCCUGACAUCAGUGCAACCUCCAACCAAAAACAACUCACAUCAGAGCUCCAGCAGGCCAUGGAGAAGUGGCUCACUGACCGCAUCCAGGCUCAGGAUGCAAUGAGACUACAGGACAAGAGAACCCACUCAGACCUGCAGCCCGUUGCUAACAAAAUGGCUGACUUCGCCUUGGAAACUCAAGGUGCCAGCGUGAUCAGUACCCGCUGUUCUAACACAUAUCAGACCCGCACUGCAUGCGUCACCUUUUUUGGAAUCCCAUUGUUGUACCCCACAGAAAGCCCCCGCACUGUCAUUCAGGGCCACCCGGUGAUGCUUCCAGGCAAAUGUUGGGCUUUCCAUGGCGUCCAGGGGACGCUCGUCAUCGCCCUGUCUCACCCCAUAAAGAUAACACACGUGACGCUGGACCACGUACCACGCUAUAACACCCCCAAUGGUCGCAUUGACUCUGCACCCAAGGACUUUGCCGUCUACGGGAUGAGGAACGAAGUGGAAGAAGGAACGCUGCUGGGAACAUUCACGUACAACAAGGAUGGCGAGCCCACGCAGACUUUUGAGAUUCCCAACCCCAGCGAUGUAGUCUAUCAAGUUGUGGAGCUGCGCGUCCUCAGCAACUGGGGUCAUGUAGAGUAUACGUGCCUCUACCGCUUCCGCGUGCACGGCAUCAUGGCGGCCGCCACAUGAUUGCAGGUGGUGAGUUCCACCACUAGAGGCCGCUAAAUAAAUUUUUUGCACUGGUUCUUGAAAGAGAAUUCUUUCAAGAGUCGUCAUUAUACAGCAAAAUGCUUUGUUGAUACAAAAGAAAGCAGUGUGGAGGUACAUACUUUUUAUUGAACAGGCGCAAUACAUAUCUCAUAAUUUAAAAUCUUUACUAAAGUUUUACUUUGCCUGCUGAAAGAAUUUUCUCCUAUUAAAUUCAGGCUAAAAUGAAACAUCUCCACCUUAACUAUUCAUUUUCUUCUUGUUAUUUAAAAUACUUGAACACCUUUUCUUUCUAGCAACGUGUUGAUCCAUGAUUCUAAUCUUUAAAAAGAAAAAAGACAAAAAAAAAACUGGAAUUGUAAAUAAAUCAGAAGCCAGGAAAAAAAAUGUAUUUGUUUGACAAAGAAUAUACUUGUGUCUGUGUUACAGGACUUUAAUGCAGAAAUUAAAAUGUGUGGUGAACGAUAGAAAUGUCUGACUGCCGCACCGAAAAGAAAAACUUGGAAAAUGUCAGAAAUAAACUUGCUACAUGACUAAAUUGAGAGAGUAAAAUCUGUUUUCAUCGUAGUUAAGAUGUAUAUUUAAAAAAAGGAAUAAUAGGACACUAAAGUUGUAUUUUAAAUAUAUAUUUUUAUAUUACCUUAGUGCUAUACAAAGUAUAAUAAAGUCCCACUUAAAUCUAACUAAAUUAUGACUUAAUUGUCACCAUGUCAUAACUUAAUUAUUGUAAUAUUUAAACAUUUUACCUUUUUACAUUAAAUUCAGUCUUCUUACUCUAUUCCCGAAUAUGUCAUAAGGCAAAAUUUAAAUGUUUCUCUUCUCGUAAAAUCACAAAUUUAUUGUUACUAAAACCUUGUUUUCAUAACUAUUGAGCUAGUGUUGGGUACACAAGACCUUUGUGAGUGUGUGUCACACUAGCAGCAUUGACACCACACUGAUACCGUGUUGGUGUCGUUUUUGUUUUUUGUAAGAAUAUUAAGGAUCAAAAUGAUCUGACUCUGUGGAACUUUUAAGUUUUCUUAGUUCCAUUUAGAUCGUUGUCUUCUUUCAGGAUGAGUUGUUAUUUGUGCGUGAGCCGAAAUGAAGCAUUUCCUCUGUUUGGCGCCUCACAAACGACACAGCAGUCCUAUCCGACCGGUCAUGUGUCUUUUCUCUUAGGCUCACACAUCAAGUUGUAUCACUUUAAUCAGGCAUCAAUAAUUCUGUAUUGUUUGACCCAUCACAAAUUAGGACGUUACAUUUUUAAUGUCAGAGCUUUAUUUUCAAUGCCGUCAAGAACGAUAGGACUUUUCCAAAUGUAAAACACGACUUUAUUUUCCCAAUAUUACAAAUGUAUUUUUGUAAAAUAUUGUAACUUUAUUGUAAUUUAAUUAAUUUAGUAUAAAUUUACAACAAUUCCUCUAUAUUUUAGUAACAUUGUAGUAGCGCUGUGCGGUAUACCGCAGGGGUCGGCAACCCGCGGCUCUUUGAUCACUCUGCUGUGGCUCAGCUGUAAACUUGCCGAAUUUACCGGGAGAUUUCUGACCUCAGUGCCUUCCUCUAAAAGUGUCUGAGGUUUGCAUACUGUGACUUUCACUCGGACAGCAACAUUAAGGGCGGUCCGUGAUGGUAACAUCCAUAACAUCUUCUAAUAUAUGUAGCUGUGCCCGCUGUUACACAACACUGUGCGUGCCGGUAGGUUACGUAUUGUGUGAAACCUCUAUUACAAUCCUCAAGCGAUUGCAAGGCAUACUUGUUCAACAGCCUUGUAGGUUACACUGAGGGUUGUGAUAUAAACAGCUUUAACACUCUUACAAAUUUGCGCCACACUGUGAACUCUGACUCUUCCAGGCUACAAUAUACACCUCGCUACCACCACCCCCUCUCCCCUCCUGCGUCGGUUGAGGUGGGCGGGGUUGAGGGGAGGGUUGCAUUUGUUAUAUUGUGGUACAGUGCGGAUGUUUUCCCAAAAUUUAUUUGUCAUUCUCAUUUGGUGUGGGUUCACAGUGGCGCAUAUUUGUAACAGUGUUAAAGUUGUUUAAACCGGCACCCUCAGUGUGACCUGGAUGGCUGUUGAACAAGAAUGCCCUGCAGUUGCAUGUGUGCGAGCGUGUGCAGAGGUCACAUCCCACGCGUUACCUGACUGGUAAGCUGUUUUGUACAAUUUGUCGAGGACACUAAAGACAGUACCAUCGUAGCACGCCCUUAUUUCUGUUGAUUAGGUUUUGCUCAGCACACGUCCGAGGGAAUAGUCACUUUGUAACCCGCGAGUCUCCCGGUCAAAUCGGGAGGAAUUGUAUGCGUGAUGUUAACAAGGGACAUUCAUAUAAAACUCACUGUCCGCACUAACAUCAAACCUUCAUAUUUAAUUGCGGGCCGCGUGUCUGAGACCCCUGGUUUAUACAUAGCACAAAGCAAAAAAAAACAACUCUGUAUACAGUGUUUUUUUAUUAUAAAUUUCAAGAGUCUUGUGGCUCCCACUAUUUUCUUUAUUUUGUGAAACGGGUCAAAAUGGCUCUUUGAGUGGUAAAGGUUUGCCAACCCCUGUUAUACCGGUAUUAGUAUAGUACCGCGAUAAAGUAAGCAGAUAGUAGCAGUUUAGCGACUUCUGGUAAUACUGAAACGUUAUUCUCGUAAAUAUUAUCAUUAAUUCCAUAAAUAUCGGCUGUUUUAAAAAAUUACAACUCGUCUCCUGAUAAUAUCAAUACUUGAUUCAUAAAUGUGUGAGUUCUUAAAUGACCACUAUUUUUGCAAAUACUUUAUUCUUAUAUUGUUAGGACUUUAGUCCUGGGCAUGACAUUAAACUGUAUCCAUGCAGAGUGGGAAGGUCUUGCGUGUGAUCAAACUGUGAUCCCUUUAAAAAGCGCACAGAUGGCCGUUAACCUUACCACUCAGUCUGAAUGGCGAGUGCGAUGGGCACCACAAAGCUUUGCGAGCCCUUUGGGUAACUUGUGUUUUGGAACCUUCGAGUCACUGGCAGAUAACCACAGCCCACCCAGCAGUUUGUUAUAAGCACCCCAACUAGAACUAGCCAUGCCGUUGCCGUAAAAUGAUUUCCAUAAGAUGGAUACAUUCGUGUAGCAGUCUGCGUUGUUUCCUCAUACCUUGCGUGAAUAGGCGUCAGCAUGAAAUGCGAGCAUGCUAACCACCAAGCUAAAAGCCGUGGCUAUCUGCUCAGAUAGCCGCAACAUAUUCAUGGGCCGGACAAACUGGCAAGUCUGUAAAACUUGCACACAGUUUUGGAUGCCUCUGUUCGCUGUGUUUUGUAAUCUGGCUACGUCAUGACAUCACCACGAGCUGGAUGUACUACUUUAGUAAGUAAAUGUCACAAAAAAUGGUAGGAUGAAAUAUUAUUGACAUCUAAUCAUGCACAUGAUACCAGACGUGCAACAUGCGGAGACAUUUUAAUGCAGCUCUGAAUGGAUCAGCGAGUGUGCAGGUGUACCUAAUGGUGUGACUAAGUGAAUCUUUAAGUUAAUUCCGACCGUGUCCGGGUAAAAAGAAAAUAUUAGCGAUGAUAUUAAGGUAUAUUCUUAAAUUAUGUGCAUUUUAAAAGCUAAAUUAUACUUUUGGAGAGGGCGGGGUGUGGUUUCAUUUGUAAUCCGGGAACGCCUCCACACAAGCAUGCCGAAAAUGUGCCUGGGGCAAAAUGUGUUCACAAUCUAUAAUUAAUAAAUACACAAGGAAGUGUUUUAAAUGUAGAUUAAAAUCAUCAUAGGUCAAAACAAAUGUACUUUACAGAAAUAUAAUUUAUUUUACAAAAAUAUGUGACUUAAUGUACUAUAAUAUAGUUUUUUUCCUCUAAAGAAUAUUAUUGUGUAACUUAAAUCUGACAUUAUUUGUUUUUUUCGUUUUGGUGUGGCCUUAAUAUUUAUUUGGAGAAAAAUGCUUCCAUGUAUUUGAAAUGUAAAUGACCUGCAAGGUUGUACGAUGAAUUGUCUCACACAAAAAGUAGUCAGCUUCUCAGUUUUCCUGUUGGAUGACACUUUGCAGUGUUCAAUAUUGUUUUUAUGAUGGAAUGUAAAUGGGUACUAAGUGUGUAUUGCAGCUGAAUAAAGCACAAAUCUACUGUUUUUAAAAAAAACAUGUAAGAUGAGAAAAAAGACGCCAGUCCUACAUUGGAUUGUGGAAAACGUACAGCAUCAUUUACGUAACUCCCUUUUUCACCAAUAAUACCGGGAACUUUUUUUUUUACCCUGGUAAAAUAAUUAAUAGUAAGGCAUACGUCCACCAUACGUUAGGCUUAUAAAGUAUGUCUGUUCACUUUUCUCUUUGCUAGCUUAAACAUGGUGGGUGAACAAAAUCAGGGUUUCUCAAAAUACCCACCUUACUACGACGCAGCUUUUCUGGGAAAAAUGUCACCUGCGUAAAUUUGCUGAUUUCUUGUAAUUUCCCUGGUAAACGAAAACAAUUCAUAUGGUGGAAAAGGGCCUAUUCGUUAUUUGUGUCAUUGUUUUUAGAAAAGUUCAUAAGUGUGGAAUGUGUGUAUAAUAUUUGGCAAGUUCAUGUUAUUUAUAAGGCUUUGACCAUCAUAUUUAAUCAUUGCUGUUACACAAGUUUUACUUUUUGAAUGUAUGAUCUGAAUAAAAUAUUUUAAGUA
Molecule: messenger RNA, 6675 nt
Organism: Nerophis ophidion (straightnose pipefish)
Lineage: Eukaryota; Metazoa; Chordata; Actinopteri; Syngnathiformes; Syngnathidae
Gene: sun2
Product: Sad1 and UNC84 domain containing 2
Exons: 16
Coding region: 183-2078 (631 amino acids)
Biological process (GO): nuclear envelope organization
Cellular component (GO): meiotic nuclear membrane microtubule tethering complex; nuclear envelope
Molecular function (GO): protein-membrane adaptor activity
Source: RefSeq, a predicted model, not a curated record